ACGUUUGACGCAUAACGUAAACAACCGUCAAAAUCGUAUUUAAACCAGUUUUACAUUUAUGUUUUUUAAAUAAAACAUGUGUUAAAUUUAAUAUUACGCUAAUAUCACCAUGGCUUUAUCGAGUAUAGGAAAUAAGAUAUCAACCGCACUAAAACAAGAAGAUUUCACCGUUGUUCUCAAGAGCAUUCACGAACUGAAAACGACGAAUCAAGCGAUUCAAGUGCUUUAUUUAAUUUAUAAAUCACGCGAAGAACCGGAAUCGAUAAAUAAUAUUACACCAAAUGAAAUUACAACGCUGAUUUCAGCAACGUUUACGUUUAUUAAACAACCUACAGAUAACGAAAUAAAGCAUUAUUUAUCCUGCACUUAUAGGUUAUUACAAUAUUUAAUCAAAGAGGAUGCUUAUAAUAAUAUAUUUGAACUGAAAGAUGUUUGGUGCCCACCUUUUAUUACCAAAAACACAUCAAAAGAGCAUUUGGAAACAUUUUUAGCACAAUUUCUUUUAUUGUUAAUUUACAGUUCAAAAUUGAUUGCGCUAAAUGAUGAGAGAGUUGAAAAGUUAAUAAGUUUAAUUAUUGAUACAAUUUCAAGAUUUUCUUUAGAACUACUUAUUGAAAAAAAAAUUCUUAACUAUUUGUAUCAGAUAUUGUGGAAACUGAUUAAUACAAAAGCAUUUGAAACAUUAUCCAAAUAUUUAUUAACAAGAUGCAUUGAAAAUAACAAUGUAAAUAAAUUACUGGAAGUAAUUUAUUAUAUGUUAUCCUCACAAAGAAAAGGAUUUGAUUCGUAUCAACCAUUUUUAAACAUCGAACAUAAAUUAAACUCAUUUGGUUUAUUUAAAUUAAUAUUAACUAACAUUAAAAUGAUGAUUACAAAUGGAAUUUUUACUGAAUGUGUAAACCUAAUACAUGGUUUAAAAGAAAAUGAAUCCAUAAAUCAAUACGCCAAGAUAUUAGAAGUUAUUUUUUUACAACACAUAAAUUUAAAACCUGAUAAAGGUGUGGAAUCUCAUUUAAAUACAUUAAAACAUCAUACAGAAAUUGUAGGAUUAUGUGAUUGUUUAGAAAGUAAAUGUAAAAUAAUAAAAUUGGAAUUAAAUCGAUUAAUGAUCAUCAAUUCAUUUUAUAACUAUAUAUUAAAUAAUGAUGAAAUUCCAAAAAGUUGCUUAAAAACGAUUUUAAACGUUUAUAUUAAAACGUUUUCUCUUUAUAAUGAGAAAAAUCUAAAUGAAAUUAAUGUCAACUUAUUUACAAGUACACUCUCAAUAAUAUUUAACACAGCUACAAAAUUAGAUAAAAAAAUAGUUUACAAAGAAUUUGCAAUACAAUUUUUUGAAAUAGUUGUUAAAUGUUACUUAAUCUUGGAAAAUUUGAUACCACAUAAUGAACAAUACGAAGGAAGCUUCUUACAUACUUCUCUUACAUUAAUAAGUAACAAUUUUAUGGCUUUGGGACAAAUUGAAAAAGCAAUGGCAGCUAUUGCAUAUAAUGUGUUUCAUUGCAAAAAAGAUUUUAAAACUUGCAUCUGCACUUCGAAGUGGAUUCAAAUAAAAACAAGUCACAAAGAAAACUUAACAAUUAAAAAAAUUACGAUUGCUUCGUUAUUAACAAAUAAAUCAAAACUACAAACGUUUAAAACGUCGUUUAAUGAAGAAGAAAUAUCUUACAUUUUAUUAAAAGAAAUUAAAAUUUAUUCGACAUUUUAUAAAUCGAAAAUACCUUUAACCUAUUGUUGUUUGGAAUUAAAUGAAUUUGGGAAUUCGUUUUUAACAGGAGAAGCUUUGGUUAUGGCUUGGUUUAAUAGUCCCGAAAUUAUUUUACCAGAAAAUUAUCCCAUUAUAACUGAUCUUUUGAGUAAAUUUGAAAAAAAUACGAUCGAUUUUAAUGAUAAGAGUCGAAUUGAAAUCGCCAAAGUUUAUUAUUUAUUGUAUCACGUGAACGUAAAAUGUUUAGGGAACGAAAUUAAAGAACAAAUUUUGAUGCAGCCUCCUGAAAAAGAAGAUAAAUCUUAUAGAUAUGGUAUGGAUAUACCAAAUAAUAAAUGGGAUUGUGCCAUAAUCCAUCAGUUAAGCAUGGAAGAAAUUAGCCGUGUUAAAACACCCUUAAUUAAAUCUAGAGAAAUUUUGGAAGGAAUUUUUUUAAGCGAUUCAUUUGAAAAUAAGGAUCAUCUUGCAAAAAUAAUCGAAGAAUUUAAGUUAUUUGAAUUUAUUAUGGAAUUGGCGUUUUCAUUUUUAUUACACACCGAUUCUAUUGAAGCCAUCAAAACAUUCUUAUUAUUGGAAAAAAUUGCCGAUAAAACUCAACGCGUUGAUUACAAAAUUAAAGCGAUCGGCCGGAUUAUAAAUUCAAUCGAUAUCGAUUGUGUCUUACAAUUAUUUAAAGAAGGAGAAACAUUGAUAAAUAAAGUAUCAUACGAUGAAGCGUGCGAGUUCUACACGUACGUUUCGACGUCUUAUUAUAACAAAGGAGACAUCAAGAAGAGUCAUGAAUAUUAUUUGAAAGCAAAAAAUUAUUUUAAACAAACUUCAAGCUUUGGGGAUAAAUUUAUAAAUAUUGAAUUGGAAUUUCUUGAAUGGAAAUUAAUGAGUUUACCGGAUAAAGGAGAUAUCUUUACUAAUAACAUGGAAUUGAUCCAAAGAAGUAGUACCAUUUUUACUAAAAUAAAUUCAGUUUUUUGUGAACAAACUAAUAAUGUAAAUCGUAUAAAACUCCUUGAAAUUCGUUACACAUUCGAAAUUAAAUUACUUCAUAGUUACAAUAUGAAAUGGCCCAGAGAAGGACGUGGAGCGGCGAAAUUAUUGAUAGAUAGAUGUCAAACGUAUAUUCUCCCAUUUUAUUACGCAGAAAUAACCCUGUAUUUAGCAAAAAUGGAUUUACAAUGCGAAAAAUUAUCGGAUUGUCAAGCAAAAAUCGAUGGUUUAUCGACUUUAUUGGAAAUCUCCUCUGGAAAUGAGGAUCUUGAAAAAUUAAUUAAAAAUUUCGAUGGGAUUUCUUUGGAUAACAACAUAACAUUUAAUAAUAAUUAUAGCAAAUUUACAAAGAAUGGUUCACCUACUUUAAAAGUCACUAAAAAAGAAUACCCACGUUUUACUUCACAUCAAAAUGAUUGCGAAUGCUUUUAUUGUACAUCUAUUGAUUACCAAAAGUUAGUAUUGAAUUAUUUUAUAUUGAAAGGAACAUUUUGGGCUGCACAUAACGAAAAGAAUACAGCUGAAUAUUUUUAUAAAACCGCGUUAGUGAUUUAUAAUACUUUAAUCUCAAAAACAAAUUAUAUCCUUAAACUGAUUAAAAUCUUCAAUUAUAACAUUUUAUUAGAUUUAAAGGAGACAUUUUUAGAAUGUUACAUCUCAAUUCUUCAUCACCAAGCAAAAUUAUCAAUUGGUACCAAAAAAUUUAACACAAUUAACACUGAAUUGAUUACCUUAAUACCAAAAAUUAAAUACAAAAACUCAUUAUUAUACCAAGAAACUCAUCAAUUACAAUUAAAUAAUCUUCUUUUAUGUUAUCAAAAGAUAAAUUCAACAACUCCAAGUAGCCCAAAAGUUUCAAGUCCCACAAAUGAUAAUAACGCACUUGUAAAAACUCCUGAGAAUAAUGUUUCACAAGUAAAAUUUGUUGCAUCACAACGUGUAUCACCGCUAACUAAAAAACGUGUAGUAAAGUCGAUUCCUUUUGAUUCGUCUGAUGAUGAAAUCGGAGAAAGUUCAUCAAGUACUACAACAGUAUUUACUAAAAGAACGACUAAAACACCUGCUAUUAAAGUUUAUCAAGGUAAUUCAAAAGCUAAAAGUGAGAAAAAAACUGCAAAAGCACCGAAAAUCUUGGUUACUGUUCCAUCAGAAGAGAAUGUUAAUAUUGAAUCUAACCACAGUAAUGUAUGGAAACUUAAAGACAAUGAUAAAACUUGUAUUGAUGAAAAUAAAAAUCCUCAAGGAAAUGAUUCGAAAAAUAUUAAAAGUAAAAAUGUGAAAGAUAAUAUUAAGGGUAACAAAGGAAGUGGAGUUGUUAAAAAAACGAAUAAAACUUCUAUUAGUGAUAAUAAGAAUAAUCAGGAAGGAGAUUCAAGUGAAGAAAUUCAAAGGAGGACUUUACGAUCUGCUGUAAGAACUAAACGUAAUCCUAAAUGAUGAAAUUGUUAGUAUGUUUUGUUGUUGAGGUUAAAUUAUUUUAACUAAAGCUCAGGAUAGAUUGUGCCUUCUAAAAUAGUUUAAUAAAAAACUUGUUUAUUUUUAUAGAGAAUGUUCAAUGUUAAAUAAAAAUUCGAAUUCUAA
Molecule: messenger RNA, 4270 nt
Organism: Onthophagus taurus
Lineage: Eukaryota; Metazoa; Arthropoda; Insecta; Coleoptera; Scarabaeidae
Source: RefSeq, a predicted model, not a curated record